GUCGAUCUUAUUUACUUUUUUUUUUAUCACAUUUAUUGUAUUGUGCUAUAUAGUAUAAUAUUUUAUUUUAUUACAAUACAUUACAUUAUAUUAUAUUAUAUUAUAUUAUAUUAUAUUAUAUUAUAUUAUAUUAUAUUAUAUUAUAUUAUAUUAUAUUAUAUUAUAUUAUAUUAUAUUAUAUUAUAUUAUAUUAUAUUAUAUUAUAUUAUAUUAUAUUAUAUUAUAUUAUAUUAUGUUAUGUUAUGUUAUGUUAUGCUGUAUUGUAUUAUACUUGGAGACACACGUUUUACCAUUUUAUUGAACGUAUUCACUCUUCAUAUGUUUAUUGAUUGCGUGAGUUUCACCUACUAG
This is a messenger RNA of Plasmodium cynomolgi strain B, 351 nucleotides long. RefSeq lists its product as hypothetical. The record is from RefSeq and is a predicted model, not a curated record. The annotation marks the transcript as partial. NCBI's taxonomy places the organism in Eukaryota, Apicomplexa, Aconoidasida, Haemosporida, Plasmodiidae. The transcript has a single exon.